Messenger RNA from Nicotiana tabacum (common tobacco), 1216 nucleotides. RefSeq lists its product as uncharacterized. The record is from RefSeq and is a predicted model, not a curated record. NCBI's taxonomy places the organism in Eukaryota, Viridiplantae, Streptophyta, Magnoliopsida, Solanales, Solanaceae.
AAUGCAUCAAAUUGUACCUGGGAAAGAAGCUAAAAUUGGCUUUUAAAUUCGUCACUUCACGAAUUGAAUAUACAUAUACUUCUUUAAGAAUCUUACUUUACUUGGAAAAGAUAGCAAUUUUAUUGAAGCCAUUCUCUUUCUCAUCCAUUUGAGCUUCUGGGACUGUGAAUACCUCUUUAAGCUUAUAUCUUUUGGUUCAUGAAGCUUUUGAAGUACAAGAUACAGUAAUCACAGGGUUAGAGUUUGCUGUCCAAUCGUUUACAAUGUCUAUGUUAACAAAGUUACGCUGCAUCACGCUUGAUGUUACCGGUACACUCAUUGCUUACAAAGGAGAGCUGGGUGACUAUUAUUGCAUGGCAGCCAAAGCUGCUGGGAAGCAAUGUCCUGACUAUAAGCGGGUUCAUGAAGGUUUUAAGCUCGCAUAUACAGAAAUGGCACAGAAGCACCCAUGUUUUGGAUUUGCUGAAAAGAUUCCUAACAUUGUGUGGUGGAAAACUUGUGUCAGGGAUUCCUUUGUUAGGGCAGGAUAUGAAUAUGAUGAGGAGACAUUUGAGAAGAUAUUUAGACGCAUAUAUGCUACUUUUGGUUCUUCUGCGCCUUAUAGCAUAUUUCCUGAUUCUAAACCGUUUCUCAGAUGGCUUCGCGAGAGGGGCAUUACGGUUGGGCUGGUCAGCAAUGCCGAGUAUCGGUAUCAGGACGUAAUUCUUCCUGCUUUAGGUUUGCAUCAGGGAUCUGAGUGGGACUUUGGCGUAUUCUCGGGUCUUGAAGGUGUUGAAAAACCAGAUCCAAGAUUAUUUGAGAUUGCCUUGAAGAGAGCAGGAAAUGUAGCACCGGAAGAAGUACUUCAUAUUGGAGAUAGCAUGAGGAAAGACUACUUGCCCGCACGAAGUGUUGGGAUGCAUGCUUUAUUGUUGGACAGAUUCAAAACAGCUGAUGCUGUCAAUUGGAGAAAAUCUGGUGCCACUGUGCUGCCUGACUUGACCGCUACCAAAGACUGGCUUACUUCUGAGGAAUUGAAAUGCAGUGACAUGUGAACUUUGUUUGAUUACUUUCUUGCCUUUAAAGGUGAUUUGUAUUACAAGAAUGGGAAAAUGAGUUGAGUUCUAUGAAUAUUUGGUUCAGUUUGUCGCAUGCUGUCUUAUAUCAUCUUGUCUUCUUUUCUUUUCUUGUGGCAAGUAUUCCUACUCCUAUGAAUGGGAAAAUGAGUUAUGAGUUC